GUCCGCCAUUUGCAAGCGGCGCGGAGCCGGAGGGGAGGGGAGCGCGGCCUGCUGAGCGGGUCCGCUGCAGCCGCCGCCCCGCCAACCGCCGCCGACCUGGCCUGGGAGACCGCCCCGCCGCGGCGACUGGCAGCGCAGCGCUCCGCGGGCGGCAGACGCGGCCCCCAGGCCCCCUCAGGGCGCCUGGCCGCGGGCCUCCCGGGGUUCGGGCCCGGCGGCAGCCGCCGCGAUGGCCCUCAAGAUGGUCAAGGGCAGCAUCGACCGCAUGUUCGACAAGAAUCUGCAGGACCUGGUGCGCGGCAUCCGCAACCACAAGGAGGACGAGGCAAAAUAUAUCUCUCAGUGCAUUGAUGAAAUCAAGCAAGAGCUGAAGCAAGACAACAUUGCGGUGAAAGCAAACGCGGUCUGCAAGCUGACCUACCUGCAGAUGCUAGGAUAUGACAUCAGCUGGGCCGCCUUCAACAUCAUAGAAGUGAUGAGCGCCUCCAAGUUCACAUUCAAGCGAAUCGGCUACCUCGCUGCUUCCCAGUGCUUUCACGAAGGGACCGACGUCAUCAUGCUGACCACCAACCAGAUCCGCAAGGACCUGAGCAGCCCCAGCCAGUAUGACACUGGCGUUGCGCUGACUGGCCUGUCCUGUUUUGUUACCCCAGAUCUUGCCAGAGACUUGGCCAACGACAUCAUGACACUGAUGUCGCACACCAAGCCGUACAUCCGGAAGAAGGCUGUGCUGAUCAUGUACAAGGUGUUCCUGAAGUACCCUGAGUCUCUGCGCCCCGCCUUUCCCCGCCUGAAGGAGAAGCUGGAGGACCCCGAUCCCGGGGUCCAGUCAGCGGCAGUCAACGUCAUCUGUGAGCUGGCCAGACGUAACCCCAAGAACUACCUUUCCCUCGCCCCGCUCUUCUUCAAGCUCAUGACCUCCUCCACUAACAACUGGGUCCUCAUUAAGAUUAUCAAACUGUUCGGUGCUCUGACCCCCUUGGAGCCAAGGUUGGGUAAGAAGCUGAUUGAGCCUCUCACCAACCUGAUCCACAGCACGUCUGCCAUGUCCCUUCUCUACGAGUGUGUCAACACCGUCAUCGCAGUGCUCAUCUCGCUGUCGUCUGGCAUGCCCAACCAUAGUGCCAGCAUCCAGCUCUGUGUUCAGAAACUGAGGAUACUAAUAGAAGACUCCGAUCAGAACUUGAAGUACCUGGGGCUCCUGGCCAUGUCCAAGAUCCUGAGGACGCACCCCAAGUCCGUGCAGGCGCACAAGGAUCUUGUCCUGCAGUGCCUGGACGACAAGGACGAGUCCAUCCGGCUGCGGGCCCUCGACCUCCUGUACGGCAUGGUGUCCAAGAAGAACCUGAUGGAGAUCGUCAAGAAGCUGAUGACCCACGUGGACAAGGCCGAGGGCACGACCUACCGCGACGAGCUGCUCACCAAGAUCAUCGACAUCUGCAGCCAGUCCAACUACCAGCACAUCACCAACUUCGAGUGGUACAUCAGCAUCCUGGUGGAGCUGACCCGGCUGGAGGGCACCCGCCACGGCCACCUCAUCGCCGCCCAGAUGCUGGAUGUGGCCAUCCGCGUGAAGGCCAUCCGCCGGUUUGCCGUGUCGCAGAUGUCCGCGCUGCUUGACAGCGCCCAUCUGGUGGCCAGCAGCACCCAGCGCAGUGGCAUCUGCGAGGUGCUCUACGCGGCUGCCUGGAUCUGCGGGGAGUUCUCCGAGCACCUACAGGAGCCCCAGCAGACCCUCGAGGCCAUGCUGCGGCCCAAAGUCACCACCCUGCCGGGCCACAUCCAGGCCGUGUACGUGCAGAACGUGGUCAAGCUGUACGCAGCCAUCCUGCAGCAGAAGGAGCGGGCCGCGGACACGCAGGCGGCCCAGGAGGUCACGCAGCUCCUGGUGGAGCGGCUGCCCCAGUUUGUGCAGAGCGCGGACCUGGAAGCCCAGGAGCGGGCGUCUUGCAUCUUGCAGCUGGUGAAGCACAUCCAGAAACUUCAGGCCAGAGAUGUGCCAGUGGCAGAAGAAGUGAGCGCCCUCUUUGCUGGGGAGCUGAACCCGGUGGCUCCCAAGGCACAGAAGAAGGUUCCAGUCCCCGAAGGCCUGGACCUGGACGCCUGGAUCAAUGAGCCGCUCUCGGACAGCGAGUCUGAGGACGAGAAGCCCAAGGCCAUGUUCCACGCCGACGAGCCACGGCACGCCAGGCAGCGGCCGCCCGAGGCGGACGAGCAGGAGCUGGCCCGGCGCCGCGAGGCCCGGAAGCAGGAGCAGGCCAACAACCCAUUCUACAUCAAGAGUUCCCCGUCCCCGCAAAAGCGGUACCAGGACGCGCCAGGCGUGGACCACAUUCCCGUGGUGCAGAUUGACCUCUCGGUGCCCUUGAAGGUGCCAGGGAUGCCCAUGUCAGACCAGUACGUGAAGCUGGAGGAAGAACGGCGGCACCGGCAGAGGCUGGAGAAGGACAAGAGAAAGAGGAAGAAGAGGGAGCGGGAGAGGCGGGGCGCCCGGCGCCACAGCUCACUGCACACGGAGAGCGACGAGGACAUCACCCCCGCCCAGCGUGUGGACAUCGUCACCGAGGAGAUGCCCGAGAAUGCCCUGCCCAGCGACGAGGACGACAAAGACCCCAACGACCCCUACAGGGCCCUGGACAUCGACUUGGACAAGCCCCUAGCCGACAGCGAGAAGCUGCCCGUCCAGAAACACAGAGACGCUGAGACCUCCAAGUCCCCGGAGAGACAGGACGUCGCUGUCGUGGAAAAAAAGAGCAAGAAGCCCAAGAGGAAGGAGAAGAAGCACAAGGAGAAAGAGCGAGAGAAGAAAAAGAAGGAGGCGGAGAAGGGUGCGGACUUAGACUUCUGGCUGUCCACCACGCCGCCUGCCGCCACCCCGGCCCCGGAAGAGCCCGGCGUGAACGCCGCGGUCGCUGCCCCGAAGGAGGAGCAGGAGGAGCCCAGGGGAGAGGAGCAGGACGCCGCCGAGGACGGGGAGCAGGACCUCGAGAAGAAACCUUCCAAGCAUAAGAAGAAGAAACACAAGAAGGACAAGGAGGAGCGCUCCAAAGACCAGAAGAAAUCCAAGAAGAGGGCGCCUCCGAGGGAAGGGGAGGCCGAGCCCGUGGAGAACGGCGCGCUCGAUGAGGAGCCCCUCCCGCCCAUGUCUAGCUACUCUCUCCUGGCUGAGAAUUCUUACAUCAAGAUGACGUACGACGUGCAGGGCAGCCUGCAGAAGGACAGCCAGGUCACGGUGUCCGUGGUCCUGGAGAACCAGAGCAGCAGCUUCCUCAAGAACAUGGAGCUCAACGUGCUGGACUCUCUCAACGCCCGGCUGGCCCGGCCAGAGGGCUCCUCGGUCCACGACGGUGUCCCCGUGCCUUUCCAGCUGCCCCCUGGCAUCUCCAACGAAGCCCAGUUUGUGUUCACCAUUCAGAGCAUCGUCACGGCGCAGAAGCUCAAAGGGACCCUGUCUUUCAUCGCCAAGAAUGACGAAGGUUCCACCCAUGAGAAGCUGGACUUCAAGCUGCACUUCACCUGCACCUCGUACUUGGUCACCACGCCGUGCUACAGUGACGCGUUUGCCAAGUUGUUGGAGUCCGGGGACCUGAGCAUGAGCUCAGUCAAGGUUGAUGGCAUUAGUAUGUCCUUCCAGAACCUUCUGGCAAAGAUCUGUUUUCACCACCAUUUUUCCGUUGUGGAGCGGGUGGACUCCUGCGCCUCCAUGUACAGCCGUUCCAUCCAGGGCCACCACGUCUGCCUCCUGGUGAAGAAGGGUGAGAAGUCGGUGUCGGUGGAUGGGAAGUGCAGCGAUUCAACACUGCUGAGCAACGUGCUAGAGGAGAUGAAGGAAACGCUGGCCAAAUGCUGAGCGCGCCACCCGCCAUGGGGAGGGCUCGCGGGGAGGGCGGCCAAGUGCCGGGUUUCUCCUCUGUCGCAAGGACUGGGUGCAGCCGGGAGAUAACCCAGUCCACCGUCAUCCACUGUGUAGACACCGAGGUUUAUGUUGCGUUGAUUUAUCCUGUCAUCUUUUUUACUUUGCCCUCACCGCCCUCUCUGGCGAGAAGCCCCCUUCCACUCCCCAGGCCAGCAGGGGCUUCUGUAGCCGGAGCAGACUGUGCACGUGGCCACAGGAGCUGCCCGAGGGUGAGGGUGACCGCCAUCCAGGCUGGUUCCUGGUGGGGACCAGACGGGGUGGCGCGUCCCGCUUCUGUCAAGCCAUCCAAGUCCCGUGAGUCCCCGGAUGCCCUGCCCACUGGCAGCUGGGGGGUGAAGAACAGGCCAGCUGCUCAGCCAGGCGACAUUCCUGUUCAUCCCUGACGCCAAGGGUCACGUCCUCCCCGCAGGACACAUGGUGGGAGAGGGUCAUGCAGGCUCUCGUCCAUCACAUCCCGUUCAUCCCACCGCUGUGUUCGUGUGUCCGCCGAGUGGGGGGUGCCCAGCGGGGAUCCCGGACCUCACUGGCUUCCGUGCCCAGUCGGGUGUUGGGGUGAGUGGUGGAGAGCUGCGAUUCUGGCCCCUCCGCUCAUCACUGGACGCUCUGCAGGUCUGUGCCUGCACGUGCGGAAGGGCCUAGUCCUGGGCUCCGCAGCCCUGACGGCGAAGCACGUGUGUCCAGGGGCGGCUGGGCCCCUGAAAUGCACCUCAGGGGCAGGGAGGGGGACCCCAGCCCACCCCCGUGAGACUGAACUUUCCUCAGAAACGAUAGUCCUCGAUGACGUUUUAACUUUUCCUUUUGAUGAAAACUGUCACUUUAGCAUGUAGAGUAACCUAUUACAGAAUCCUGUGCAGUGAUUCUAGAAUUUCGAAAUGUAUGAUGUGUUAUAUAAGAAUUUAUUUGCUAUCGACAUUCCCGUAUAAAGGAGAGACAUAUCACGCUGCUGUAAUGAUUCUGUGUCAAGAUGAUCCAAUAAACUUGCAAAACAGACGUA
This is a messenger RNA of Balaenoptera ricei (Rice's whale), 4910 nucleotides long. It is a transcript of the gene AP3D1, whose product is annotated as adaptor related protein complex 3 subunit delta 1. Bases 230 to 3850 code for a protein of 1206 amino acids. The transcript has 32 exons. Gene Ontology annotation, cellular component: AP-3 adaptor complex; terminal bouton; presynaptic endosome. The record is from RefSeq and is a predicted model, not a curated record. Gene Ontology annotation, biological process: Golgi to vacuole transport; synaptic vesicle membrane organization; protein targeting to vacuole. Lineage: Eukaryota; Metazoa; Chordata; Mammalia; Artiodactyla; Balaenopteridae.